AUGACGCGCCCGUUAAAUGGCGUACCUAGCGGUGCAAUUGAAUGGUGCGCAACCAAAGCCCCGCUUUGGACUGCGCCCGUAAAGAAAUCACCAGACACCGAGUGCGAAGUGGGCGCCGACGUAUGGGAACGCGAGAGGCGGGCCGCGGGUGAUAAUUCCUCACCAACUGCAACGGCCGCGUCUGGUGCUCAACAGACGUCCGUUCCCAGAGGCAUUAAGUUAUUAGCCGGGCGUUUGGCACCGAUACACGUUCUACGGCCGAACGUUUCACUCUUGGAUUUGAAUUCAAUAGACGGAAUUAGAGAGCGCAAACGGCGCGCUAGCAAAACCGAACCGAUAAAAUGCGAACAUUAUGUGUUUAGCGGGAUUUUCGUUCGCGGGGACUCGGGUUUUGUUUAUCACGAAGACGACGCAUCGUUGAAGCUUUUAAUCCUAAACAAAUAUCGGGAAGCCGCCUUGCCUGUUGAAUUUACCAUCUGCGGUGAGCCCAGUCCACCCGCAAGCAUCCGACCAGAUACAGUAAGAAACGGUAGUGCCGCAGCGGAGUCGCGGUUAAAUUUGUCCGAAGCCGAAAGGGGCCCAUCGCGAAUUCUAAACGCGUACCCGUGCGGUGACAGUAUCACGCGGCGUGCUUCUCACACGGGCAGGCAAAACAAGACUUCGCGUCGGCGCGCGGACGUCUCCGCAAAAAGCGCCGCAUCUCCCGCGCUGUCCAUUCCCGCUGCGCAUCUUUAUUUAUUAUUCAAUAAAAUCCCCCCCUCCCCCUCCCCCCCGUUCGCGGCUCGCCCAUCGAAAAAC
Iphiclides podalirius (scarce swallowtail) is the source of this 798-nucleotide messenger RNA. NCBI's taxonomy places the organism in Eukaryota, Metazoa, Arthropoda, Insecta, Lepidoptera, Papilionidae. The record is from the annotation of a GenBank genome assembly.